GGGAGGGGGAGCGCUGCGUCAUUUCCGGGUGUGGCAGCUGUGGUGGAUGUUGACAGUCCGGUGUUGGAGUCGCUCCGCCUUUCUCUUCCCGCUCCAAUCUUGGCGGCGCUGACCGGUAUCUCCUUCUCCUGCGUGACAGUUACCACGUUAACUUUUCCCGGGCACGUCAGUCCGGUGAGUGCCUCUCUGCCAGCCGGAGCUGAGAGAUGUUGAGGUGGUUGCUGGGAGGAAGAGACGUGCAGGAGCCAGUGGAGAAGUCUCUGGUCCUCUGCAUAGGUGAUGAACAGCUACAGAAUCCCUAUACAGAACUACAGGUACUAAAAGGCCACAGUGAUAUUGUUCGCUUCAUGGCAUGGAUUGAUGAUCUCAGGUUUGCUUCAGCAGGGGAUGAUGGUGUCGUGUUUGUGUGGAAUGUCCAGACUGGAGAAAGAGUUCAUGAACUUCGAGGCCAUUCUAGACCAAUCACAGCAAUUGCUGUCUUUCCAUCAAUCCACCAUUUACCGCCAGAAAAUCGCCAACUUCUAACGGCCUCUUCUGAUAAGACUGUCAUUAUUUGGGAUUUACACACUGGCAGCCAAAUCUAUUCAUUGAUGGAUUUUCAGUCCUCUGUUAAGUGUCUGAUGAUUAUCGAAAGACUUGACGUGUGGUUGUCUGGAGCAGAUAAAGUAUGCACUUGGAACUGUCAAGCAGAAUUGCUCUGUAAAACAGCUUGCUUUAAAGAUGCAGAUGUAAGCUCGAUGAUAGAACUACCAAAAAACAGCAUUGCUACAGCGGUCAGGAAGGAUAUAGUUAUUUUCAAGUUGACGCCAUUGUCAUCAGAAUCUCAGACUUGGGAAAUUAUUGAGAUGAGAAGACUAUCAAACCAUGAAGAUGAUAUCAGGGCACUAAUCAGUGUAAAUGAUAAUACAUUUGCAACUGGAUCCCACGUGGGUGAGUUAAUAAUUUGGGACAGCCUGGAUUGGUCAGUUCGAGCAUCUGAAUCUCAGUUCUGGAAUUCUGCCCAACAGUCUGAUAAACCAGCUGAAAUAAAAAUAUCAUUAACCCCAAACCAGCAUGAAACCUGCAUCCAUCAUCUGUCUUCAGAUAGAGAGAAUGUUUUUGCUGCCAUUGGAACUGGAAUUUAUGUGUAUAAUCUUCAAACAAAAACAGUGAUCGCGUACCAGCAAGUGGCACAUGAUUCACGUGUGUUGCACAUUGCAAAGUUACCAAACAACCAAUUGGUAUCCUGCUCUGAGGAUGGCAGCGUUCGCCUCUGGAAAUUGCAGGAGCUGCCACCAGCUGAGCCGGCCACAUCAGGUUACUGUACUUCUUAUGUUAUAUGCAUUGGUCGAUUUAAAGUACAAGUUCUGCUAUAA
Chiloscyllium plagiosum (whitespotted bambooshark) is the source of this 1355-nucleotide messenger RNA. Lineage: Eukaryota; Metazoa; Chordata; Chondrichthyes; Orectolobiformes; Hemiscylliidae. The record is from RefSeq and is a predicted model, not a curated record.